This is a messenger RNA of Choloepus didactylus (southern two-toed sloth), 1522 nucleotides long. RefSeq names its product gremlin 1, DAN family BMP antagonist (gene GREM1). Gene Ontology annotation, molecular function: BMP binding; receptor ligand activity. Bases 144 to 698 code for a protein of 184 amino acids. The transcript is spliced from 2 exons. The record is from RefSeq and is a predicted model, not a curated record. Gene Ontology annotation, biological process: animal organ morphogenesis. Lineage: Eukaryota; Metazoa; Chordata; Mammalia; Pilosa; Megalonychidae.
GCGGACCGGGCAACCCAGCGCGCAGCGGGAGCAUCGUUCGCUGUCCGGCUGACCCCGCGCCGAGUCCGGGCGGCUUGGGCCGCGGCCACACGCAGCGCCACGCGUUGAGAGUGCAGGUCCCGAAGACUCGCUGCACUGACAGCAUGAGCCGCACCGCCUACACCGUGGGAGCCCUGCUUCUCCUCUUGGGGACCCUGCUGCCGGCUGCGGAAGGGAAAAAGAAAGGCUCCCAGGGUGCCAUCCCCCCGCCAGACAAGGCGCAGCAUAAUGACUCGGAGCAGACUCAGUCGCCGCAGCAGCCAGGCUCCAGGAACCGGGGGCGGGGCCAAGGGCGGGGCACCGCCUUGCCCGGGGAGGAGGUGCUCGAGUCCAGCCAGGAGGCCCUGCACGUGACGGAGCGCAAAUACCUGAAGCGAGACUGGUGCAAAACUCAGCCGCUUAAGCAGACCGUGCACGAGGAGGGCUGCAACAGCCGCACCAUCAUCAACCGCUUCUGCUACGGCCAGUGCAACUCCUUCUACAUCCCCAGGCACAUCCGGAAGGAGGAAGGCUCCUUUCAGUCGUGUUCCUUUUGCAAGCCCAAGAAAUUCACCACCAUGAUGGUCACCCUCAACUGCCCUGACCUACAGCCGCCCACCAAGAAGAAGAGGGUGACACGCGUGAAGCAGUGCCGUUGCAUAUCCAUCGAUUUGGAUUAAGCUGGGCACACCCAGCCUGUCCUAGGGAUGCAGCCCCAGGUGGGCCAGACUUAAAGCAACCUGAUUCCUACUUGGCUUAAACCUAGAGGCAAGAACCACCAGGUCGUAGUUUGUAUGCAUGUGUGUGCAUGGGUGCCUGAGGGCUUUCAGAGACACCGAAACGGUCUCUGCUAUAGGGCACUUCCUAUUAUGUAAAUGUUUCCGCUUCAGCCAGGGAUGGCACGGAAAGCCCACCAGCCCUAAGGCACAGCCAGAGUCGCAGGGCUGUGGUCUGGUUCUGACAUUGUCUUUCAGGUGCCCUCCUGGGAACCGGAGAAUCUCUAUUCUGAAUGAGCCUUAAUAGAAAAGGCUACUCUGAGGGGGAGAGACCUGUUUUAUUGCCGCGUUAGACUUGAAAAAGUUACUUCAACCUGUGCUUGCUUCCUCUCUUUCUCCUCCCUUCCACAAUCCAUCCCUUUUAGGUUCUUAGUGGCUAAUUCAGUGUAUUCCCAUAUCUGCCAAGGUUUCUAAAUUAAUUCCCUUGACCAUGGACAUAAAUGUUUUCCAUUUUGCAGAGACGCUCCAGACUGAGGGAAGCUGGUGUGGCUGAGUACAAGAUGGAUAGAGGAAUACUAGAGGGGGGGAUUGAGGGCGGGAACCAUUGGGCCCAGCAAAAUUCAUCAGGGAGAUGGGCAGAGGCUUGGCAGGCAACCCUGCAAACACAGGGAGACCCAUGCUUCAGCAAAAGUUUUCCCUGGUAUUUAGUAGUUCCCCAGUGAAUGGGAGAAAUGAGACUAUUAAAAAAAAAAAAAAAAAAAGCCAUUAACUUUGGGUAUCCCUGUGAU